CAUAUAUACUACAGUGAUAAAAGCAGACCAAGAUAUUGUAUCUGUCAAUGUUCCCGGAAGCGUAUCUGGGGAUGUUGCUGGAAACAAAAAUCAGCCUUCCAAUGUUCUACAAGUAAUGGACUAUUCUGUGCCGAAAAGAUCAACUACGUUUUUUGGAUCUACAAUUGGUUCAUUUGUAGUGAUAGUUAUUGCUGCCGGGAUACUUAAGGUUUCGAUAGCAAGCUUUCAUUCCAUUGGGGAAUUCUCAAGUCCAUUUCCUUCUUUAUCUCAGCCUGAGAGUAAUCUUUUUAGAAUUGCAUGCCAUCUUCAGGUUAUUGCAUUAUCUGGAUGGUUGGCAGUGAGACUGCCAGUGGAGUAUUAUGAAUUGACAAGGGGUUUGCAAUGGAGCAUUCCCUACUUAAGUGUUCCAUGGGAAAGGGAAACUGCGCACACCCGUCUGGUCAUGGAGAACUCGAGUCUCUCUGCCAUUACACACGUCUGAAAUUCAUUAUUCGGGAAUCUUUCGGAGUAAGCAGCCAACACCAAGUUCCAAUAGUGGGCCCAUAGCUUCAAUGGUUUCGAAGGAUUUUCAAUCACUACUUGAGACACCACAUCUUAAUUCUACUCUUGAUCCAAGUAUUUUACAUGGGUGGAGGGAUUUUAGUAGAAGCAUGUUCUGGUUAGCCAUAAUUGGUGGCGGUUUGAUAAACCUGCAUGCUUUACUCCUUCUCUUCCUAAAAUUGAAGAAGAAGGAUUAUGGAGUACAUACAUUCUCAAGAUUUGAAAUAGUCAUGGUAAAUCUUGCGCUACCUGCUAUUUCUAAGUCCUCUGCUGGUCUAAUUAGAGGAAGAACGGCAUUGGGGACUGCUGUUGGCGUUCUGCUUCUGGGUGUCGUGUGUAUUCUACUGCUGGCCUUGCUCUUGUUCCUCUCUAUGGGUAUUUCAUUUGCAAAGCUACUUCAAUACAAGGAAGUUCAUCAAGAGGGUCGGGGUUUCCACUGGUAUCAAAAAAUAGUCCGGGUAUUUUUGGUUUCUGGUAAGGGAGGCGAGUGGACAUCGAAAAACCCACAGAAUUCAAAUUAUCUAACCAUUUUAGAGCCUCUAUUUAAAGAAUUUAGAGGCCCUCCAAAGUCCAAGCUCUCACAGAUUUCUGGGGGCAGUUCCCAAUCACAAGGUGCAGAUGACAAAACUGAAGAUGCAGAAGCACCUUUUAUCCAAAAGCUGGUUGGAAAACUCAGAAUAUACUACAUAUUGCUUGAGUCUGUUAUCCAAAAGCUAUGUGGAGAACUCAGAAUAUACUACCUAUUGCUUGAUUCCGUGAAACGUGUUUUGCUAGCGAUUGUGGGUAGUGUCUACGUGGGCAACUCUUCUUCUAAGAUUCCUACCAUAAUCUCUUUAUGCAUCAGUUGUUUUCAGCUCUUCUUCCUUGUUCUCGGGAAGCCAUAUGUUAAGAUAAACAUUCAGCUGUUUGAGAUCAUAUCAGUUUCCAGUGAAGCAUGUAUAUUUGCUAUUUCAUUAGUUCUCCCAGAGGAGAAAUUGUCAGACAAGGAUAAGCCUAAACUUGGAGUUCUCAUGCUUAUACUUGUCCUAGUGGGAAUUUUACCACAGAUAAUGAAUGAAUUGUAUGCUUUGUAUAAACAGAUAAAGCAGCUGGACGUUAAGAAGCAUUUCUUAACCGGUUUGAAAAAAGCUUCAUCUGGAUUAACUAACUUUGCUUUUCGGCUCAAAGGAGUUUUCACUAAGCAGCCCCCAGGUUUAAAGGAUAAUAUUGCAGACUCCAACUCUAAACCAACCUCUGUUGCAGAUGAGGAUACAGCUACCUCUACCUCUACCUCUUAUCAAUUCAAAUCUCCAAAUCAAGAUUGAACAAAAAUUCACCAGUCCUUCGGCUGAAAGUAACGGGAACUCUAGGAGUAGAAACAGGAAGAAGAAUUCUUGGAGUAGGAACUCGAACAACUGUUCCAGAAAAAUCAUGGUUGAACCAACACCACUCUUUGAUUUAUUAGGUGCUAUCUUUAGUUGCUUAGUUGUUACGUGUUAGGAUAGACUUUAUCCAUGUUAGUUCACCUCAGCUUUAUCUUAGCUUAUCAUUUGUUUUAGUUCACCUCAGCUUUAUCUCAUUGUUGAGUUACGUUUUCAAGCA
Quercus lobata is the source of this 2121-nucleotide messenger RNA. RefSeq lists its product as uncharacterized. Lineage: Eukaryota; Viridiplantae; Streptophyta; Magnoliopsida; Fagales; Fagaceae. Bases 552 to 1844 code for a protein of 430 amino acids. The record is from RefSeq and is a predicted model, not a curated record. The transcript is spliced from 6 exons.